Molecule: messenger RNA, 1959 nt
Organism: Symbiodinium natans
Lineage: Eukaryota; Dinophyceae; Suessiales; Symbiodiniaceae
Source: the annotation of a GenBank genome assembly
AUGCUCGACAGUGAGAGCAAGUGCUACUUCUAUCUGCACCACGCCAGCAGCGUCACGACAUGGCUUCGACCAUCGCUUUGGCAAGCGUGGAAAGAAUUCUGUGAGGACGGGUCGAUCAAGAUUUUCUACUACCACCCGCUCCAACACGUGAUGUCCUGGACGCUGCCAGCAGGCCACACCUACCUCGGCCAGGCUCAGCCGGGAGCGGAAGCAGCUGGACCAGCCAGCAGUGAGAAGGAGAAAAACAGGCUGGAGGCCGAAGCAAAGGAACGACUGCGCAAGGCGGAAGAAGAUAGGCAGAAACGCGAGCAGGAGGCUCAGGUUCAGGCACGAAAGCGCAAGGAGGCGGAAGCUCAGGAACAACAGCGCAAGGAGGCGGAAGUUCGGGAACGAAAGCGCAAGGAGGAGGAACAUCUGCAGAAACAGAAGGAAAAGGACGAAGCAGAGCAACAAAAGCGCAAGAAUGCGUCUGAUGAGCAGAAAAAGAAUGAGGAGAAAACGCGGAAGGAGUCACAAGCCAAGGCGGCAGCUCUCAGAGAGAAGUUCCAGAAGAAGAAGCAGCAGCAGGAGGCAGGCCGGAAGAAGGAUGCCAAUGCCGGCCAGAAGCUAAAGGAGGAGGAGGAGGCCGAGAAGAAGGAGCCAGUGGAGCCUGCCAAGGCAGGCCAGAAGCUAAAGGAGGAGGAGGAGGCCGAGAAGAAGGAGCCAGUGGCGCCUGCCAAGGCAGGCCAGAAGAGGAAGCCUGAGUUCAUAUCGGAGCUGCAAGAUGUGGCCAGGACUUCCAAAGCUGCAAGGAAGGAGCCGGAGGAGGAAACAGCAACGACGGAGAAGGAGAAAGCAAGCAAGGAUGAUGAACAAGCAAGGAAGGAUGCAGAGAAAGCAAGGAAGGAUGAGGAAAAAGCAAAGAAGGAGGCUGAGAACAAGGCGAAGAAGGAGGCGGAGAAAGCAAAGAAGUAUGAAGAACAAAAACAAAAGGAUGCGGAGAAAGCAAAGAGGGAGGAGGACAGAGCAAAGAAGGAGGCUAAGAACAAGGCGAAGAAGGAUGCCGAUAAAGCAAAGAAGCUGGAGGAAAACGCAAAGAAGGAGGAGGACAGAGCAAAGAAGGAGGCUGAGAAAGCAAAGAAGGAGGCGGACAGAGCAAAGAAGGAGGCGGACAGAGCAAAGAAGGAGGCUGAGGACAAGGCAAAGAAGGAUGCCGAUGGAGCAAAGAAGGAGGCGGAAAACUCAAAGAAGGAGGAGGACAGAGCAAAGAAGGAUGCCGAUCGAGCAAAGAAGGAGGCGGAAAACUCAAAGAAGGAGGCGGACAGAGCAAAGAAGGAGGCUGAGGACAAGGCAAAGAAGGAUGCCGAUCGAGCAAAGAAGGAGGCGGAAAACUCAAAGAAGGAGGAGGACAGAGCAAAGAAGGACGCCGAUCGAGCAAAGAAGGAGGCGGAAAACUCAAAGAAGGAGGAGGACAGAGCAAAGAAGGAGGCUGAGGACAAGGCAAAGAAGGAUGCCGAUCGAGCAAAGAAGGAGGAGGAAAACGCAAAGAAGAGGGCAAAGACGGAGGCCGACGAAGCAAAGAAGGAGGAGGAAAACGCAAAGAAGGAUGAAGAAAAAACAAAAAAGGAUGCAGAGGAACCAAAUGAGGAGGAGGACAGAGCAAAGAAGGCAAAGAUGGAGGCCGACGAAGCAAAGAAGGAGGAGGAAAACGCAAAGAAGAGGGCAAAGACGGAGGCCGACGAAGCAAAGAAGGAGGAGGAAAACGCAAAGAAGGAUGAAGAAAAAAAAAAAGAUGCAGAGGAACCAAAUGAGGAGGAGGACAGAGCAAAGAAGGCAAAGACAGAGGCCGACGAAGCAAAGAAGGAGGAGGAACACGCAAAGAAUGACGAGAAGAAACGAGAUGCGGAUGUUGGACAAGAUGAGUCGGAGCCAAGCAAUCAGAAGAAGGCCAAGCAGGAUCAGCCGCCGGGUGAUGCUUAG